Rotaria sp. Silwood2 is the source of this 1587-nucleotide messenger RNA. Lineage: Eukaryota; Metazoa; Rotifera; Eurotatoria; Philodinida; Philodinidae. The record is from the annotation of a GenBank genome assembly.
AUGUCUGCAACCGAUGCUGACGUUUACCGUCUUGUACCAUACAGAUUUCUUUUAAAUGAAUCACAUUUAAACAUUUGUAAAUUGGAAAAAUUAACUAAUUUAUUUCCUGAAAUGAAAAAAAUUAUUGAAUUAGAAUUAUUCAAAAUUAAUAAUUUAUCACAUAUGGUUGAUCGUCUUUCGAAUAUUUAUAAAGUUUCACCUGUUGCUGAUAAUCGUGAUGAUACUCUUCACCUGUUUCUUGGUCCUUAUCAUCUUGAACUUGGUCCAGCUAUAUUUGGAGCACUUCAUUUUAGAAAUAUUUCGACAGCAUUACUUGCUUCAUCACAUUCAAAAUCAAAAAUUGAUAGUACUACCCAAAAUCAUAAACGUCGACGUGAGGCUGUACUUCGUCGUUUUCGCCGUACUGUACGAAAACUAAUUCUUAUUAAAUCAAUUAUUGAUCAAGUUCGGUUCGCAUCUGUUCUGACACCAUAUAAUCAAUAUGAAUUAUACAGACGAGGUAUAUAUGACCUUGUAUUAGCGGGACAUAUACAUGGUACAAAUACAGUAUUUUAUGAUGAAGAAUUUAUUGAACAAAUAAGUAAUGUUCGUUUGAUGGAUAAUUCAGACAAGGAAAAUCCUUUGCUUGCAUCUAAAUUUAUAAAAAUUAAUAGUUUACUCAGUUUACUUUCUCCGCCAUUGUCUCAACAACAAUCUGAUAAUAACCCAAUGAUAGAUAACAUAACAAAACCUAGGUUAGACAAUUCAAUUACUUAUAAAGCUGAUGAAAAGCCUUCAAAACCUUUCAUUAAUUCCAAAGCUCUGUGUUGUUCACAACACACUAACAAUCAACAUACUCUUAUGUUUCCUGUUAGCCGAUCAACUAAUUAUCAUUCUAAUCAAUUUUUGUCACAUGAAUCACCUUCAAGACGUAAUAGUAGUCAAAAUUUACACAAAAGUUCAGUGGUUUUUUUAAAACAAAGUUCGACAGCUAGUCUUCCUGAUUUAACAUAUGAACCAAUGCUCUCAUCAAAUCCUUCUGUACUUGAAUCAAACAAUUCGAAAGAUAUUUCAUCUUCUCAAGAGGCCACUACUAAUCAAGAAGAUGCACUCAUUAACAAUAUUUCGUCUCUUUUAAUAAAUUACUUCUCAUCUCAGCAAUCAACAUCAAUGUCAUCCGAUACUCAUGACAAUCACAAGAUAUUGAAUAAUAACAAAAUUUCUUCUACACCUAUAGCAGCAACAUCAAAUAAUUCUGAUAUAUCCAACCAAUUGUCAUCAAUAAUUAAGACUAAUGACUUUGAUAAACUAUUACAACGCAUCAAAACAGUUGUAGAUAAUUCUGUAUCUAUGAAAAUUCAAAGUAAUGAUCAGAAUUUUCAACCAACUAAUAAUCAUCAAAAUUUACCCUGUAAUUCUACGAAAACAACAAUACAGCGUCAUCGUCAAAAAUUAUUUGGACUACGUACUGUAUCUUGUCAAGAAACGUCUACAAAUGAGUUCAAUGUUAAACAUUUGGAUUCAUCGAACAAUCAAUACGAAUUAGAUCUAUUAUCAACAUUAAAAUCCCUUGAUAAAGCUAAUUUGAGUAAGAUUAUUCUUUACUAG